AUGGGCGUGCCCGCCUCCGGUGGCACAGGCGUGGUCUACAACCGCCAAGGCGGGGCUAACACCAAACAAACCAAUCUCAACACCUCCUACUACUACGGAGCGUACUAUAACCCUCAAACUGCUUCGAUGGGAGGCGGGGUCUCGGAGUCUUUCGACAAUAAAACGGGCGGCGCUUAUAAUAUUAGUGGUGGGGUCGGUGGUGUAAAUAACGCGGUGGGAGGGACAUAUCAGCAACAAAUAUCUGGUGGUGGGGGUGAUAAAGGCGGAGUCGGAAAUGGAAAUAGGGCCGGAGGCGGGGCCAGGGCCAGUUUGAAUAGUGUUGAGAAUCAUUUUGGCCCUCCGACGGAAACGUUGUCCAUGUACGAGAACGCUGACGACUCAGCAGCAGGCGAGGCUACAUCAUGUGGAAAAAUCUUAACAAUUCUCUCGUGGGUCCUCAUCAUCAUCACGAUGCCUUUUUCUUUGAUAGUUUGUUUUAAAGUCGUCCAGGAAUACGAAAGGGCCGUAAUUUUCAGACUGGGACGUCUGAUGACCGGAGGUGCUAAAGGACCAGGCAUCUUUUUCAUACUGCCUUGCAUCGAUGCUUAUGCUCGUGUCGAUUUGCGAACUCGAACAUACGAUGUGCCACCUCAGGAGGUGCUGACAAAGGACUCAGUGACAGUAUCUGUCGAUGCUGUAGUUUACUAUAGAGUUAGUAAUGCUACAGUUUCGAUAGCUAAUGUCGAAAAUGCACACCACUCCACACGUCUUCUGGCACAGACAACUUUGAGGAACACCAUGGGCACCAGACAUCUUCACGAAAUCUUAAGUGAGAGGAUGACUAUUUCUGGAAACAUGCAGGUAUCCUUGGAUGAAGCAACAUCAGCCUGGGGAAUAAAAGUGGAGAGAGUCGAAAUCAAAGAUGUACGUCUGCCCGUCCAGCUUCAAAGAGCCAUGGCUGCAGAAGCAGAAGCUACCAGAGAAGCCAGAGCUAAGGUUAUUGCUGCAGAAGGUGAGCAGAAGGCAAGCAGGGCUUUGAGAGAAGCCAGUGAGGUCAUUGGAGAUUCUCCAGCUGCCUUGCAAUUGAGAUAUUUACAAACUUUGAACACAAUUUCUGCUGAGAAAAAUUCAACCAUAGUAUUCCCUUUGCCAAUAGAUCUUCUAACAUACUUCAUGAAGGCAAAAGAUGCUGUCACAUCAUAA
This is a messenger RNA of Ctenocephalides felis (cat flea), 1182 nucleotides long. RefSeq names its product band 7 protein AGAP004871-like. The transcript is spliced from 9 exons. Gene Ontology annotation, cellular component: plasma membrane. The record is from RefSeq and is a predicted model, not a curated record. NCBI's taxonomy places the organism in Eukaryota, Metazoa, Arthropoda, Insecta, Siphonaptera, Pulicidae. Bases 1 to 1182 code for a protein of 393 amino acids.